CUCCAGUUUUCAUACAAAGCAGUUAUCGGGCUCCUCGUCCGCCAGGUCUUGUGAUUUUACAGUCCUGCUGUGAACAUGAGCGCUCUGCUGGAGUUAACGUUCGUCCUGCUGGCUCUCGCUUCCUGCCGGGGGCUUCAGGACAGCGGCAUCGACGAGGAGCCCGAGCUUGUUUUCCAGCCCUCCAAAUUCGGCUCCCUGUGGCCUCUGCCGCAGAAAGUCCAAAUCUCGGAAGUUUCCUUCAAGCUCAGUCCCUCUAACUUCCAGAUCUCUGAUGCCAAAGAGUCCCGGUCCGGUUCGAGCUGCAGCCUCCUACAGCUGGCUUACAGGAGGUACUAUGAUUACAUGUUUGAAGGUGUUAAAAAGGUGGAUAGAAGCGCGAGAGCAGAUCCCACAGAGCUUCUGGAGCUGCAGGUGUGGAUCACAUCACCUGACACUGAGUGUGACAGUUAUCCAACUGUGUCUUCUGAUGAAUCAUAUGAGCUGUCCGUGGAUCAGCCAGUUGCUGUACUGAAAGCACCGAAGGUCUGGGGAGCCUUGCAUGGUCUGGAAACAUUCAGCCAGUUGGUCUAUGAGGACGAGUAUGGAGCUAAAAGCAUCAAUUAUACGACAAUCAGUGACUUUCCAAGAUUUGCUCAUCGGGGCGUCUUGCUGGACACUUCACGACAUUUCCUUCCAAUUAAAGUCAUCCUGGCUAAUCUGGAAACCAUGGCAAUGAAUAAAUUCAACGUCUUCCACUGGCACAUCGUCGACGAUCCGUCUUUUCCUUACCUGAGCAAGACGUUCCCAGAGCUGAGCCGAAAGGGCGCUUACCACCCAUACACCCAUGUGUACACACCUGCAGAUGUGAAAAUGGUGAUUGAGUUUGCUCGCCUCAGAGGCAUUCGGGUCGUCUCUGAGUUUGACACCCCAGGACACACACAGUCUUGGGGAAAAGGCCAACCUAACCUGCUCACGCCUUGUUACUCUGGCUCCAAGCCUUCCGGCACCUUCGGACCAGUCAACCCCAUCCUAAACACGACCUAUGACUUCAUGAGGAAGUUCUUUAAAGAGGUCAGCAGCGUGUUUCCAGACAGCUACAUUCACCUCGGAGGUGACGAGGUGGACUUCACAUGCUGGAAGUCCAACCCAGACAUCCAGAAGUUCAUGGAGCAGCAGGGCUUUGGAAAGGACUACAGCAAACUGGAGUCCUUCUAUAUCCAAAGACUUCUGGAUAUUGUCACUACCACCAAUAAAGGCUACAUCAUCUGGCAGGAAGUGUUUGACAAUGGUGUUAAGCUGAAACCAGACACUAUAAUCCACGUUUGGAAAGGAAACCAGGAGAAAUACCAACUUGAGAUGGCAAAUAUUACAUCGGCAGGGUAUCAGACCCUGCUGUCCUCGCCCUGGUACCUGAACCGUAUCGCCUAUGGCCAGGAUUGGCAGGGCCAUUACAGAGCCGACCCACAAGAUUUUAAGGGAACUGAAGAACAAAAGAAGCUGGUGAUUGGUGGAGAGGCCUGUCUCUGGGGAGAGUACGUGGAUGCUACAAAUUUGACACCAAGACUCUGGCCUCGAGCCAGUGCUGUAGCAGAGCGGCUCUGGAGCGCUAAAGAGGUCACAGACAUCGGCGAUGCCUACAGCAGACUUUCUGUUCACCGCUGUCGUUUGGUCGAGCGUGGGAUACCAGCAGAGCCACUGUCUCCCAGCUUUUGUCCACAUGAAUACAAAGGUAUCUGAGCAGAGCUGAGAUGUUAGAUGCAGAGCAGAAAAAGGGAUCCACGCCCACCAACACAUCCAACCGUAUGCCUGGGUUGUUGACUGGGGAAUAAAAUGAGAAACUUCAUCUUCAGAGCUGCCACUGUACUUAUUAAAUCUGUUUCUCAAAUUGUAUUUUAUGUGACAUAAAGAAUAUUACACCUUUUUUUUGGUGAGAAUGUUCCUACAAACUCAGAUAUUUUAAAAGCUUUUGUGUUUUACUGUUUUUAAUUGGGGAAAGCUGAAUGGAAAUAAAGUCGCUGUACAUUUAUUUUGCAGCACAUUGGGA
Messenger RNA from Cyprinodon variegatus (sheepshead minnow), 2023 nucleotides. It is a transcript of the gene hexb, whose product is annotated as hexosaminidase B (beta polypeptide). Lineage: Eukaryota; Metazoa; Chordata; Actinopteri; Cyprinodontiformes; Cyprinodontidae. Gene Ontology annotation, molecular function: beta-N-acetylhexosaminidase activity. Gene Ontology annotation, biological process: ganglioside catabolic process; carbohydrate metabolic process; glycosaminoglycan metabolic process. The transcript is spliced from 14 exons. The record is from RefSeq and is a predicted model, not a curated record. Bases 76 to 1716 code for a protein of 546 amino acids. Gene Ontology annotation, cellular component: membrane.